This is a messenger RNA of Alternaria postmessia, 936 nucleotides long. RefSeq lists its product as uncharacterized. Lineage: Eukaryota; Fungi; Ascomycota; Dothideomycetes; Pleosporales; Pleosporaceae. The record is from RefSeq and is a predicted model, not a curated record. Bases 1 to 936 code for a protein of 311 amino acids. The transcript has a single exon.
AUGGCAGGACAGCAGAAGACCCUGCCCUUCUUCCAGUCCAGUGCUGCUGAGUCUCCAGAUCCGAAGCAGAGUGGCUUUGAGUCUGAGGCUCAUGUAAUAGUCGACUCAGACGCCAUGGUCAGCGUCAGCGACGUCUCGUACUUUGCUGAUGUAGACUGGGAGCGCAGCUUGCGAGGCCGGCUCGAAGACGUGGUCCACUAUGGCUUGACAUUUCUGCCACACGAAGAGCUCUACUCUUUGGCGAUCCACAAACCUUUUCCGAAAGCGUGGCCCAUACGCGACCUACCGGGAUAUCUGAGCAACCGACUGAAGCAUGACCUAGUAUCGAGAUACGCAGACAGCGCCCCGCAGGAGAGCCGAGAUCUAUACUUGGGAUACGCAGAUGGAUUCUCAAUCCACAUCUGUCGCGCACUAGAAUACUGCUACACCCAGCAAGAUGAAUGGGACAAGAGAGAGGGUUUGUGGGUAUAUGCGCCAAGGCAGACGGAGCCGUCCACCCUCCGGCGACUUCCCAACCACAUCACCGGCCGCAUAAAAAUCGUCCUUGAGAUGCUGCGCAAGUGUCUAGGCCUAAGGAGACGGCCAAUUUCGGAGCAAAAUUCCUUCGAACGCGACCAGUUCGAAGAAGACACAAGACUGUGGGUUGCAAAUCAAGUCGAUAUCCAUCAGCCCGAGCAGACUAGCGAAGGCGUGGCAAGUCCAGAACGGAAAAUGAGCAUCAUCGCACUGAACGAGGAAUGGAGAAGAGAAGGGUACCAUGAACACCUGCUGCGAAGAUAUGUCUGGUACAGGAUGAUCAAGGACGCCCCGUCUCGACAGUACGAGGUCGAUUUCUUGGUCAGCCAGCUGUUCGACAAGCCGUGGGAAGCACGGCGCUGGGGCCGAUCGAAUGACAUGAACGAUGAGUCUGACCUCCGUAUUCAUCACGCCAGAUAG